UGAAGAACUAUAAAUUACACCUGUGUGUUCGUUUAGUUAUCACACAUUCAAGUGACACACAUCAAACCACAACUUACAAAAUGAACAAAUUGGUUAUCGUUGCAGUCGCUUUCGUAGCCUACGGAGUGAUGGCUACUCCAGAACCCGAGGCCAAAGCAGAAGCGAAACCAGGAAUAUUGGCAGCUGCCCCACUUGUAGCAGCCCCUGCUAUAGCUCCAGCUGUAGUCACAGCAACUAGUUCUCAAGCUUUCGUAAGGAAUUACAACGCCUUAGCAGCUCCACUUGUUGCAGCUCCAGUUCCAGUAGCAGCAUCUUAUGUUGCAGCUCCAGCUGCUCCAUUUGUAGCUUCCCCUUACGUCUCACCAUACUAUGCAUCCAAUUAUCUAGCUGCUCCUUAUUUCAUUUAAAAAAAUCUUUAGCGCAUUAAAAUAUUAAAAUAAA
Molecule: messenger RNA, 441 nt
Organism: Harmonia axyridis
Lineage: Eukaryota; Metazoa; Arthropoda; Insecta; Coleoptera; Coccinellidae
Product: NADH-quinone oxidoreductase subunit I 2-like
Exons: 2
Coding region: 81-407 (108 amino acids)
Source: RefSeq, a predicted model, not a curated record